Anguilla anguilla (European eel) is the source of this 2601-nucleotide messenger RNA. RefSeq names its product major facilitator superfamily domain containing 4Aa (gene slc60a1a). Bases 229 to 1677 code for a protein of 482 amino acids. The transcript has 10 exons. Lineage: Eukaryota; Metazoa; Chordata; Actinopteri; Anguilliformes; Anguillidae. The record is from RefSeq and is a predicted model, not a curated record.
UGCGGAGUGCGCGUCCUAUUCAUUCAAGUUGUUGAUUGGCCAGAGAAUCUACACACCUUAUUUGAAGGCCUUGUUUGGCGGCUGAUUGAAAAGGAAAUACUAGCAGACAGCUCUUGAGGGGAGGCUGCUCAUCUCACCGCAAUUUCUGUGCAACCCUUCCCAGUCGGCUUCGUAUCGGCUGUCGGGCGUUCUGUUCUCGUUUUACGCUCAGAUAAACAUUCAGAUCACAUGAUGAUACUGAACGAGCGAAUAUGGAGUAUUUUCAAGCAAAACUGGCAGCACACAUUGACCUACUGGAGCGUUUUCUUUAGUUUUGGGCUGUCCAUUAGCUUCCUCGGUCCCACCGUCCUUGACCUGAGGUGCCAGACGCAGUCUACGCUCCAGGAAAUCACCUGCGUGUUUUUCUCUCAGCAGUUUUUUAUGCUCGUCGGCAGUUCGGUCGGCGGAGUCUUCAAGAAAACCCAAAAAUGCGCCCUGUCGGCCCUCUUCGCCUCCACCCUGCUCAUCUCCGCGGUGUUCGCCGUCGUACCCCUGUGCCACAGCGUCCUGCUGCUGGCCGUCGCCCUGGCGAUGAGCGGGACGGCCAUGGGCGUCAUCGACACCAUCGCCAACGUUCAGCUGGUGAAGAUCUACCAGAAGGACUCCGCGGUGUUCCUGCAGGUUCUUCACUUCUUCAUCGGUUUGGGGGCCCUGGUGAGCCCCCUCAUCGCGGACCCCUUCCUGUCGGAGACCAACUGCAUCCUGGGGGCGGGCAACGCCACCAGCGAGCUUCGGCACCUGAGGCACACGCUGGGCAGGAGCGCCGGGCGCAACUGGUCCCACUACCACCUGCUGACCGAGGGAACUGUGGUCACCCAGAUCUCCUACGCCUUCUGGAUCAUGGCCGCCAUUAACCUUCCUGUGCCCAUCUUGGUGUUCGCGCUCAUGCAGCGGGAGAGGGCCCCGCCCUGCUGCUGCUGCGGGACCCGGAGCCCCCGUCUGCUGGAGCAGGACGAGCUCGCCAUGAAGACCUGGGACCAGGGCGAGGGAGAGCCCAAAAACCUGCACCCCGAGGGCCACGGAGGAGGUCUCUUUAGCUGCUGCCGAAAAGGGGCUGUCAGCACACUGACCCCGUCCGCCGCUGGGAUCCACGUUCUGGGCGGGUUGGUCGUCUUCAUGACGGAUGGCUUGAUAGGGGCGUAUUCAGUCUUCGUUUACAGCUACGCGGUGGAUCCUCCCUUGUCUCUGAAACACAAGACGGCGGGGUACUUGGCCAGCAUCUUCUGGGCAGCCAUCACUGCAGGCCGGCUGGUGUCCGUCCCGCUGUCCUGCUGGCUCCAGCCUGUCCACAUGCUCAUCGCCAAUCUGGCUGGCAUGGUCAUCACCGCCUUGCUCCUCCUCCUGCUCUACGCUGACAGCGUCUUCCUGUUCGUGGGAACGUUCUUCCUGGGCUUCUUCCUCAGCAGCGUCUUCCCCUGCAUGCUGGCCUACGCCGAGGACGUCCUCAGCUACCAAGGCUGCGUGACCACGGUCCUGGUGACCUGCGCGGGGGCCGGGGAGAUGGUCCUCCAGAUUGUCGUCGGCUUGGUAAUGCACAGCACGGGCAGCUACAGCUUCCUCCUGUGCAGCGUGUUUACUGGCGCCAUCGGCCUCUGCCUUUUCUUUGCUCUACUGCUGUUUCGCCACAUGCACAGGUAGUUGUUAAAUAGGCACCCGUGGUGAAGAAAAAGCAGUGAUGGAGAGCUGGUGAGAGGGAGGACAUGGCGAUAGAAAAGAGAAAUGGAAUUUAGAAGCGAUGGAACUGGUCGCACAAAGGGCUAGAGAGAGGAAGCAGUGUCACCUGUGCACCGGACUCCAGCGUGGGGCCACAGUGCCCCCUACUGACAGGAGGAAAGAAAAUGCUAGAACCUCAACUCCCUCAAACAACAUUCGUACUGUACAAUACAUCAGCGUAUUUCUAAAUUUCACAGUGCAGCUUUCAAGGUUAUCACAAUAUUGACUUGUACAAGCUCCACUUGCCUAAGGAAACCUUAUGUAUCUGGAAUUGUAAUUUUCUGCAAUAUACUGAAAUACAAUAUUUUCUCACAAUCAUAAAAGAAUAUAGCAAACUGCCAAAUAUGCUUUCAGAUAUUGUAAUAUAUUUUUAAAAAUACAUUCUAGUGAAAUAUCCUGUACUUCCACAUAUCCACAUAUUUUCCAUAGACUUGUACGAAUAUAUCUCUUUUUUGGGGGGAGAGGGAGGGGGGGGGGCUUAGAAAAAAAUAUUCUGUAUUCUUGAUUAUUGACACAUUUAUGUAGAAAGAGCAUUUGUAUUGCUGUUUCAAUGCAGGAUUACCAAUACUGCUUAAUGGCACUAGGUUUUUCCAAUUAAGUCCAGUUUAAGGGGUCCCCUUUCUCUUACUUUACCCAUUUAUGAUGUAAGAUGACACAAAUGUGUGAUUAGAAUGUUCUCAACCAAACAUUCUAAUGCUGAUGUCACAGUCACUACUGGCGACUGAAAGCAGUGGAGUGCUAGAACACUGACCUCUGGGAAAAAAAUAAAGCCUACUCUUCAAAGGGUUAAACAAACCCCCUUAACUCACUUUGAAACAUAAAACCUCCUUUUUUUUUUGCUGUCUAGCA